AUGGCGAUAAGGCACACGCCCACUCGUGGAAUAUAUACCCUUACCCCAACACACCUUGAUGGUCAUCUGCAAAUUCUAAAAUUUAAGGUUUCAAAAAUGGUUUCUGAAGCUACUGAUUCUGACAGUGAUCAUUUAAACGUGGUUGCCAGGUUGCAUCCCAAUAAAAAGAACCCUGGAAAAGUUCCAAAGAAAAUUCAUAAAGCGGAGAGGGAGAAGCUGAAACGAGACCACAUGAAUGUUCUAUUCUCGGAGCUAGGCAAAGCUCUUGAACCAGAAUAUCCGAACAAUGGAAAGGCUUGUAUACUAAAAGAUACCAUUCGACUAAUGGGAGAAUUGCUUACACAGGUCGAUAGUCUUAAAAAGGAGCACGCUACUCUAUUGUCUGAAUCUAAUUAUGUUACAACUGAGAAAAACGAGCUCAAUGAGGAAAAUUCUGCCCUUGAAGCACAAAUUAAGAGGCUGCAGUGUCAAAUAGAGGAAAAGGUUCAUUUGCAGAACGCAAGUAUUUCUCAACCGGAGAACAACACUAUUGUACAACUGCCAGAAGAUCAUCCCACAUUCCCUCUAGCUGGCCAUGCAUCACAGGCGACGUCAAUUCUGGGUCCUGUAUACGUCAUGCCGCUACAUCCUGACUCCCAACUGUAUGCCGGGUCGGGGUCCCAUGCCCAUGUGAAUCUACCUACUCCACCAUCGAAUGUGAGCAAACCGCGCCCUCGUUAUCCUUCAUCUUCGGAUUCUUGGCCGUCUAAUGUUCUCACCAAACAGCCAAAUGUUUCAACUGCUGUUGUUGAGCCUUACAACUCUGUGCUUUCGACUCAUUCUCUUUUGGAGCACACUGAUGUUGCUGUGCUUCUUGAUAAUGAGGCUAUAUAUGAUAUCUGCCGCAAAUCACUUGACAUUGAAAGGCCAACUUAUACUAACCUCAACAGGCUCAUUUCUCAGGUGAUUUCUUCAUUGACAGCAUCUCUACGAUUUGAUGGGGCUUUGAAUGUUGAUGUGAAUGAGUUCCAGACUAAUUUGGUUCCCUAUCCUAGGAUCCACUUCAUGCUUUCAUCAUAUGCCCCAGUUAUCUCUGCUGAAAAGGCCUACCACGAGCAGCUAUCUGUUGCUGAAAUCACUAACACUGCUUUUGAGCCAUCAUCUAUGAUGGUGAAAUGUGAUCCACGCCAUGGAAAAUACAUGGCUUGUUGUUUGAUGUACCGUGGUGAUGUUGUCCCAAAGGAUGUUAAUGCAGCCGUGGCCACUAUCAAGACUAAGAGGACUAUCCAGUUUGUUGACUGGUGCCCAACAGGAUUCAAGUGUGGUAUUAAUUACCAGCCACCUACAGUUGUGCCCGGUGGUGAUUUGGCCAGGGUUCAACGUGCUGUUUGUAUGAUUUCCAACUCGACUAGUGUGGCAGAAGUUUUCUCAAGAAUUGACCACAAGUUUGAUCUGAUGUAUGCUAAGCGUGCUUUUGUGCACUGGUACGUUGGAGAGGGUAUGGAGGAAGGUGAAUUUUCUGAGGCGAGAGAGGAUCUUGCUGCUUUGGAGAAGGACUAUGAGGAAGUUGGUGCUGAGUCAGCUGAAGGCGAUGAAGAUGAGGGUGAAGAUUACUAG
This is a messenger RNA of Fraxinus pennsylvanica, 1596 nucleotides long. NCBI's taxonomy places the organism in Eukaryota, Viridiplantae, Streptophyta, Magnoliopsida, Lamiales, Oleaceae. The record is from the annotation of a GenBank genome assembly.